Molecule: messenger RNA, 657 nt
Organism: Sphenostylis stenocarpa
Lineage: Eukaryota; Viridiplantae; Streptophyta; Magnoliopsida; Fabales; Fabaceae
Source: the annotation of a GenBank genome assembly
AUGGGCGAGGUGGUUCUGUUGGAUACAUGGGGCAGCAUGUUUGGGAUGAGGGCUUGGAUUGCACUGGAAGAAAAGGGUGUGAAGUACGAACGCAAGGAAGAGAAUCUCAGCAACAAGAGCCCUUUACUUCUGCAGAUGAACCCUAUUCACAAGAAGAUUCCAGUUCUCAUCCAUAAUGGAAAACCCAUUUGUGAAUCUGCAAUAAUAGUGCAGUACAUUGAUGAGGUCUGGAGUCACAACCCUCAACUCAUGCCCUCUGACCCUUAUGAGAGGGCUCAAGCCAGAUUCUGGGUGGAUUACAUUGACCAAAAGGUAUAUCCAACUUGGAAUAAAAUGUGGCUUUCAAAAGGAGAAGAGCAUGAAGCAGGAAAGAAAGAAUUGAUUUCUAUCUUUAAGCAGCUAGAAGAGACAUUGGGUGACAAACCUUUUUAUGGACAUGACAUGUUUGGGUUUGUUGAUAUUGCUCUGAUCCCUUUCUACUGUUGGUUUUAUACUUUUGAGACAUAUGGUAACUUUGAAAUGGAAGCACAAUGUCCUAAACUUGUGGCUUGGGCCAAGAGAUGCAUGCAGAGAGAGACUGUGUCCACAAUUCUUCCUAAUGAGAAGGAAUUAUAUAAUGCAGUAGUGGAAAUGGAGAAAGAACUGGAAUCUAAAUAG